CACUUCCAUGCUGAGGCUCCUUGAGCUGACGGCUGCCUACUGCCCGCAAACCCUUCCCUGCUCUCUGCGGGAAAUGCGUCCCUCCAGCCUGCACUGACUUCCCUGGGGUGCCCAGGCAGAAACGAGCAGCCAAGCCAGGCUCCCUCCAGGGGAUACUUGUCUCUCUUGCUUUAAAUGUGACUGAUCAUUUCCCCCCGCCCAGGAAUACCUUGCGGUGUUUCCCAAGUCCAUCUCCUGGAGGCGCACCCACUGAUGGCACUCAAGACCUCAAGGGAGGUGUCCUGCGCCUUGUGGGAUCAGGCCUUGGAAGUGAUAAGGCAGUAUGUAUAACAGUUUCUUGAUGAACUGCAACUGAAUAGCUGACACUGCAUACUACACUAUGCCUUUGGAGAUGGAGCCAAAAGUUAACAAUCUUACCUUUGGGUGUCAACGAAGCUCAACAUCCGAUGAUGACUCUGGCUGUGCCUUGGAAGAAUAUACCUGGGUUCCACCAGGUCUUAGACCAGAACAGGUACAGCUAUACUUUGCCUGUUUGCCGGAGGAGAAGGUCCCUUACAUUAACAGCCCUGGAGAAAAACAUAGAAUUAAACAGCUUCUGUACCAGUUGCCACCCCAUGAUAAUGAGGUGAGAUAUUGUCAAUCUUUAAGUGAAGAAGAAAAGAAGGAACUACAAAUGUUUAGCACUCAGCGUAAGAAGGAGGCAUUGGGACGAGGAACUAUUAAACUGCUCUCAAGAGCAGUAAUGCAUGCAGUCUGUGAACAGUGUGGUACAAAAGUAAAUGGAGGUGAAGUUGCAGUGUUUGCUUCAAGAGCUGGACCUGGAGUGUACUGGCAUCCAUCAUGUUUUGUGUGCUCUACAUGUAAUGAGCUUCUUGUUGACCUAAUCUACUUCUACCAAGAUGGAAAAAUUCACUGUGGUAGACACCAUGCUGAACUUCUCAAACCUCGUUGCUCAGCAUGUGAUGAGAUCAUCUUUGCUGAUGAGUGCACAGAAGCUGAGGGUCGCCAUUGGCAUAUGAAGCAUUUUUGUUGCCUUGAGUGUGAAACUAUCCUUGGUGGACAGAGAUACAUUAUGAAGGAUGGACGUCCAUUCUGCUGUGGGUGUUUUGAAUCUCUUUAUGCUGAGUACUGUGAGACCUGUGGAGAACACAUAGGUGUUGACCAUGCUCAGAUGACCUAUGAUGGACAGCACUGGCAUGCCACGGAGACUUGUUUUUCUUGUGCUCAGUGCAAGGCUUCUCUGCUGGGUUGUCCUUUUCUUCCCAAGCAAGGACAAAUUUACUGUUCAAAAACUUGUAGUUUGGGAGAAGACGUUCAUGCCUCUGACUCAUCUGAUUCUGCAUUUCAGUCUGCACGAUCAAGAGACUCCAGAAGAAGUGUUCGUAUGGGAAAGAGCAGCCGAUCAGCUGACCAGUGCAGACAGUCUCUUCUACUGUCACCAGCACUGAAUUACAAAUUCCCUGGUCUUUCUAGCAAUGCUGAUGAUACUCUUUCUCGCAAGAUGGAUGACUUAAGCCUUUCAAGGCAAGGAGCAGGCUUUGUGAAUGAAGAUUUUUGGAAAGGAAGAGCAGAGCAGGAAGUGACCGAAGACCCUGACGAGUGGGCUGAGCAUGAAGACUACAUGACUCAACUCCUCCUAAAAUUUGGUGAUAAAGGCCUCUUUCAGCAGCCUGCUGAAGUAGAUGUUACAUCAAAUGAACACUGGAUUUCUGAUCAUGUUAAAAGCAAAUCAGAUUUGAAAAAAAAUAAUCAAAGCCUGGCAAGUAAAAAAUAUCAGGUAGACAUGUAUUGGGCCCAGUCACAAGAUGGUUUAGGGGAUUCUGCAUAUGGCAGCCAUCCAGGCCCUGCCAGUAGUAGAAAAAUUCAAGAGUUAGAUAUGGAACAUGUGGCUUCAGGAUACAAACAUGACCAGACACAGUGGUAUGAAGGUUCCUUGGAAUGUUUGUCUGAUCUGAAACAACAAGAGCAAAGCGUUCGAGAUUCAAUGGAUUCCUUGGCUUUGUCUAACAUCACAGGGGCCUCAGUGGAUGAAGAAAGCAAAUCAAGGCCAUCUUUUUAUUCUUUGCAAACUUUCCAGGAGCUGGAGGCAGAGGACUGUGAGAAAAUGAGCAAUAUGGGAACUCUAAAUUCUUCAAUGCUCCAUCGGAGUGCAGAGUCUUUAAAGAGUUUAAGCUCAGAGUUAUGUCAAGAAAAAGUGUUGUCAGAAGAAAAGCCAGCACACAUGCCUGUACUUAGAAGAUCCAAAUCCCAGUCUAGACCACAACAAGUAAAGUUUUCAGAUGAUGUUAUUGACAAUGGGGAUUAUGAGAGUGUUGAAAUUCGCCAACCUCCAAUGAGUGAAAGGACUCGUAGGCGUGUUUUUCAUUUUGAAGAACGUGGGAAUCGGCAUCAGCAUCGUCGCAGGAGAAGUAGGAAGUCUCGUUCAGAUAAUACACUUCAUUUAACUACAGAAAGAAGAUGUUCACCAAAAGAAAGACUUCAAUUUUACUCACCUCAGGAUUAUGGCAAAUUUAUCCAAAAUAAAAGCCCUCAUGAGGUUCAAGCAUACAUUCAAAACACAGAACUCUAUGGACAGUAUGCCCAUGCUAUGUCUGAUUAUGCACUGCGGAACCAGGCAGUUGAUAAAUUUUUUGGACUGUAUGGUGAGGAAGAAGACUCUUGGUGUUCAACUUCUUCAUCAUCAUCAUCAUCGUCUGAUUCUGAAGAGGAAGGAUAUUUUCUUGGACAGCCAAUUCCACAGCCACGAUCACUGAGAUACCCAUACUAUACAGAUGACCUUUCCAGUCCAAGCACUGCACUCGCCAGUUCUCAGUUUGGGCAAAGGACAACCAAAUCAAAGAAGAAAAAAGGACAAAAAGGCAAAAACUGCAUAAUUUCUUAACCCAUUAAGACUAACAGCUGAGAAGACACAUUCAUAUAAACUUUGUAGCUAUAAUCUGUAAAUGAUAACCUUACUGAUGUUUACAGUGUAAAACUAACAUUCAGACAUGUCAUUUCUUCCAAUUAUCAGAUAUUGCCAGGUUUUCAUAAUAUAUACUGUGGUUAUCAAAACAUCGCAGCUUUACUUCCUUACUACAGUCUUUCAUACAGACUUUGUGUAGACAUAAACAUUGUUUUGGAAAUUCAUUCCUGUUUAAACAUAUAUGAGAGGGUACAAUAAGAGUGAACUGAAGAUAAAAAAAAAAUGCUUGUUCACUGUUGCUUUACGUAUUCGGAUGGCCACAAUAUCUUUGUUUUUACCUUUUGAGAGGAAAAGGAAGGGUUCUGUGGUGUGUUCCUUUCCUGCAACCUCCAUUAGAACAAUCACAGCCUGGCUUGCCUUUCUUUGCACAUCAAACUGGAGUUUUAACCUAUUGCUUUUAUUUUAUUGAACUGUGAUCUGCAGCUUUCCCAUUCUUCAAUUGUGUGUGCGCCAGCUCUUUAAAGGAACGGAACCUCCAGUAAAAAGAGGCAGAUCAGAAAAUGACAUUUCAAAUAUCUGCGGCCAUUGUCCUAUCGUACAGAAGCAGUAAAUGGCCCAGACUUCUUUAAAAGAUUAAGAAUUCCAGGCACCCUUUCAAUGCAAUUUUUUAUUAACUAACGUAAUCCAAGGUACAGCUGGUUUAGAACUGGACUGGCAUUGUUUCACUGUAGGACAUGCACGUAGCUAUAAUUAACGUUUUAAUACAAAGUAUGGUUUUCCUUAAAAACCUCUUUU
Messenger RNA from Chelonoidis abingdonii (Abingdon island giant tortoise), 3697 nucleotides. It is a transcript of the gene PRICKLE1, whose product is annotated as prickle planar cell polarity protein 1. The record is from RefSeq and is a predicted model, not a curated record. NCBI's taxonomy places the organism in Eukaryota, Metazoa, Chordata, Testudines, Testudinidae. Gene Ontology annotation, molecular function: zinc ion binding.